AUGCAGAUCAAGAUGGGUGGUCUGGAAUGCAAGAUCUUGACGUUCUUGGGGAAACAUGAGCAUGGAGUAGAAGAAAUUGGGUUCUUGGUGGACGAAAGCGAUGAUUUGAUUGGUGGUGAAGGUCAGGUUAACCACACCUUGCUGAUGUUUUGGACCCACCUCCUGGACUGGCAGAAGACCCACACGGUGGAGGUGAGGCAGCACCGAUGGAGUUCAUUGAAGUUGAGGAGUUCCCAGAAGAGCAAGCUCACCUCUAUGAUGAUUUCAUCAUCACCAAGAAUUCAAGAAUUCUGGACCUACGCACAGCUUGCCACUGGCUCGGAGUUUCCCAAGCUGGUUCAAAAACCGCGGCUAUUUGAGCGUGUGAAGAGAGCCCAUAGAGAUAGCCUGAGACGCUCAGCGGUAGAAAUUGCAAACGCUGAGUACGAAAGAGAGGCACAGGUCGCAGUAGAGAUUCCUGGCCCAAGGAGGCAACCCUCAGCACGGGCACUUCACAAUUUGAUUCAUAUCCCCUACAGAGACUGGUGUCAGCUCUGCAUCAGCACAAGGGCGAGAGGAGACUACCAACAUAGUGUGGCAGAUCCUGAGGCAGCACUUGAAAGAGACAGACCAACCAUACAAGUUGAUUUCUAUUUCUGUGAGGGCAACGAUGAAAGAAAGACGGUGUCGGAGGCAAAGGCCAUCUUAUUGCUGGUCGAUGUAUGGACUCGCUACACCCAUGUGGAACCCAUGGAGAAGAAAUCAGCGCGUGCGGUUGGAGAAGAAAUCUCUAGAUUUGCUGGCAUGGUAGGUCAUGUAGGAAUGAUUGAGUUAGAAGGAGACAACGAGCAUGUGUUGGUUGCAGGAAUGGAGCUGUGUAAAUCUGUAGGGGCAAAGCACGGUUUCCCCACCACAAUCUCCUUGAACAAGAGCUACAGCAAGUCUAGGCCGAUGUGGAAGCAGGGGGUUUGGCUUGGCCGAGAUGGAGCAGAUCAAGAUGUGAUUGCAACCACGCCUCAAACUAUAACCAAGACCAGAUCUGUGAGAAAGACUGCUCAUGAAUGGGUUGCUAAAGAUAUCCUAGCCAUUGAAAUCGGACCCUGGGAUACUUCAAGCCGGUUGGAAUCAAAGCUUCGUGUUCAGCCUCUACGUGGCCUACUCCCACGACACAUCCCGGAUGCAGAUCGUGAUCUGGACGCAGACGCCGUACAGGCAUCCCCAAUUCAGCUUCUGCGACAGAGUUUCAGAAAGGCGAGGGCGUUGGCAACCAAAGUCAACCUUACAGCCCAUCAUCAUUUGGCGGUGAAGGCAGGGGGCAAGAACAAGGUGCGAUUGACGUUCCUGAAGAACAAGGUGGGCAAGCUUCAAGUUCACUCUCUCUUGGUGCAUCAACAGUACCUUUUGCCCCACAAGUUGCAGACACAAUGGGCUUUGAUGUUGAACCCGCGCGAGGUUCAAAACACAGGAGCGAGGAAACAGCACAGCAAGGAGAGAGAAAGGCAAUUAGGCUUGAUGAGACAAAAUAGCAAAGACCACUGUGCGAGCCCUUGA
Cladocopium goreaui is the source of this 1530-nucleotide messenger RNA. The record is from the annotation of a GenBank genome assembly. Lineage: Eukaryota; Dinophyceae; Suessiales; Symbiodiniaceae.